AUGGUGAAGCUUGGGUGGUUUGUGACGAAACUUUCGCGUGAAACUGUCACGAUUGAGCUGAAGAAUAAUACUAUUGUUACUGGAACAAUUGUGGAGGCUGACACUGCAAUGAACAUUCAUCUGCGUAGUGUGCAAAUGUCGGUUAAUGCUUAUAAGAAGUACGAAUUGGAUUCUAUUUCAAUUCGAGGGAAUAACAUUCGCACCAUUAUCUUGCCGGAUUCUUUGCCAUUGGACGUUUUACUGAUUGAUGAUGAGCCGCGAUUCAAGUCACAGCAGCGUCGUAUGUCUGGACGUGGUCGUGGAGCUGCUCCGCGUGGUUAUGGGAGGCCGUCAAAUCGUGGUGGUGGCUCUGGUAAUGGUGGGGCUCGUUCAUACAGCAGUGGUAGAUCUUCGACUUAUAGCAGUGGUGGUGGAUCUCGUUAUAGCAAUGGUGGUGGUGGUGGUGGAGGGGAUAAUUAUCGUCGGCGCUAA
This is a messenger RNA of Meloidogyne enterolobii, 471 nucleotides long. The record is from the annotation of a GenBank genome assembly. Lineage: Eukaryota; Metazoa; Nematoda; Chromadorea; Rhabditida; Meloidogynidae.